UAUUUGCUUUACAUAUUUCUCAUGAAUCGAUUGCAGUUCAAGCACAGGAAGUUAUGGUGGCUGUACUAUUUUUGCCUAGGGCUAAUGUUCACUGAAGGAGUGUCUCAUUAUUUCUCAACCGGUUCCUGUGGGGGCAGGGAUUAAACAAAGGCCUCCACACGGACUGGAGACAAACAGCAGAGUUUCAGUACGAAAUCACAACAUAUUUCCACAGAUAACCGACAUUCAGCUGCUAGUUCGCAGUGUCUCUUAUCAAAUUAAGCCUGUUUUUGAUCGAGUGAGGCCUAGUUGUGUCUCUCCCUCUCCCCUGUGCUCUUUCCCGCACUCACUGAUCCUGCAACGCUGAACAAAGAUGGUUACUCAGGAAGCGCCUCGGCCAAUCAGACGAGGCCUUACAUCCUGCGAGCCGGAGGGCAGCCAAUCAUGGCCCUGCUCUGAUCACACAGGCCUGAGCUCCGAGUGUGGAGAGGAGAGCCCUCCCUAGUCUACAGGCUGAGGCUGUCCUCCAUGUUUGAUAAGUGUUGACAUUACACUGUUUCAGCCAUGCAUCCACAGAGUUUGGCUGUGGAGGAAAUAAAGACGGAGUCUGAUGCUGUUGAUGGGAUGGAGGCGUCCAUGCCACCCAAAGCGGUCCCUGAUCUAGGAUCAGCAGAGCCGGUGUUGGCUCCGCAGAAGAGGAAAGCACCCAGUCCUCCACAUUCCUCAAACGGACACUCUCCUUCUGACACGUCACCCAGUCCCACAAAGAAGAAGAAGAAACCAGGAUUAGUCAACAACAGUAAAGACCAAUGUGAGCUUAGACAUGGUCCCUUUUACUAUGUCAAGCAGCCCGCACUCACCACAGACCCUGUUGAUGUUGUGCCGCAGGACGGGAGGAAUGACUUCUACUGCUGGGUGUGUCACCGCGAGGGUCAGGUGCUCUGCUGUGAGCUCUGCCCGCGCGUCUACCACGCCAAGUGCCUCAAACUGGCCGCAGAGCCUGAGGGCGACUGGUUCUGUCCAGAGUGCGAGAAAAUAACGGUGGCUGAGUGCAUCGAGACUCAGAGUAAAGCGAUGACCAUGCUGAACCUGGAGCAGCUGUCCUACCUGCUGAAGUUCGCUUUGCAGAAAAUGAAACAGCCAGGGACCGAACCGUUUCAGAAGCCGGUGUCACUUGAACAGCACCCGGAUUAUGCCGAGUAUAUAUUUCACCCCAUGGAUCUGUCCACUCUAGAGAAGAAUAUCAAGAAGAAAAUGUACGGUUGCACAGAAGCGUUUUUGGCCGACAUGAAGUGGAUUCUCCACAACUGUAUCAUAUAUAAUGGAGCAAACCAUAAGCUAACAGCAACUGCUAAAGUUAUCGUCAAGAUCUGUGAACACGAAAUGAAUGAGAUUGAGGUUUGUCCAGAGUGCUACCUGUCCGCCUGUCAGAAGAGGGACAACUGGUUCUGUGAACCUUGUUCUCAGCCUCAUCCUUUAGUGUGGGCCAAACUGAAAGGUUUCCCCUUCUGGCCCGCUAAAGCCUUGAGGGACAAGGACGGUCAGGUGGACGCACGCUUCUUUGGCCAGCAUGACAGAGCCUGGGUGCCCUUAAACAACUGUUACCUCAUGUCUAAGGAGAUCCCCUUCUCUGUGAAGAAGACCAAAAGCAUCUUCAACAGUGCCAUGCAGGAAAUGGAGGUCUACGUGGAGAACGUGCGCAAGAAAUACGGCGUGUUCAACUACGCCCCGUUCAGGACACCUUACACGCCCAACAACCAGUUCCAGAUGCUGCAGGACCCUAAUAACCCUAAAAAAGGCACGGUGAAGCCUGACAAACAGGACAAGGUCAAGUUCAGCUUUGACAUGACUGCAUCCCCAAAGAUGCACUUGAGUAAGACCGUGAUGUCAGGAGGACCGGGGCGCCGGGUGUCUGUGACAGACAUGCCCAGGUCACCAAUGAGCACCAACUCCUCAGUCCACACGGGGUCUGACCUCGAGCAGGACGAGCGAGGGCCGAGAGUGUCAUCCAGUCACUAUAGCGGCGGUGAAGACUCCAUGGAUUGCACAGCGUCUCCUGCGUCUGUGAAGACAAGCAACAGCCCCAAGCCUCUCCUGCCCACGCCGGUUAAACAGGAAAGGAGUUCAGGCACCGGAAGCAUACUUAACCUCAAUCUGGAUCGCAUUAAAGCUGAAAUGGACCUGAAGGAGUUGAGUGAGACUGUACAGCAACAACAACAACAGCAGCAGCAAGGGACGUCGGUUCUCCUCAGCUCUCCUAAAAAACCUACCAGGAGUUUGGAUAAAACUAUAGAGAGCUGCAAGGCUCAGCUGGGAAUCAAUGAGAUCUCCGAUGUCGUGUACUGCCGUGUUGAGCACAGUGACACAGACGAAUCUGACAAAUCUGACUCCAGCGACAGUGAAUACAUGUCUGAGGACGAACAGAAGCCCAAGGACACUAACCACAACAGCAGCGCCCACAGAGACUCCAAAAAGAGAGCCAGACCUCCAUCCGCUCAAGCACAAGAACAAGACACUGCCCCGUCAACAGCUGGAGGAACACCAGGUGGAGACCAGCAACCCUCAGAUCCCCAGACCAAAGAGAAGGUAAGCGGCGGCGUGGAGAAAGACUCCCAGGAGAAGAGCAAACCCGUGCAGCAGCCCCAGAAAGAGAGGACACAGCCUGGGCAGGACGCUCGGCCGGCUGGAUCAGAGCUGGAGGGGGACUCUGACUCUGAGCGGGAGCUGGUGAUAGACCUCGGGGAAGAACAGGGCGGGAGGGAAAAGAAGAAAGCCAAGCGAGAGACCCCAUCAGCCCCCAGCUCCACAACUAAAGAUCAGACCGGCAUUAAAACAGAUGGUAAAGCGUCUGCAUCUACCAGCAUAUCAGCUGCUUCUUCUACAGAUAACACUUCCAUCAAUCCUGGUCCAAAAGAUGCCGCCCCAUCAGCCAUCAAGCCUCCAGCCACCGUCCCAGCUGCAUCUACCACUCAAGCCACCUCCACCUCGGCUCUUCAGCCCGUGUCUGCUGUCCCUGUUGCUUCCAAUAUGGUGAAAAAACAGCGCCCUCUGCUGCCCAAGGAGAACACGCAGCCGGCCCAGCGUCCUGCGACCAGGAACCCGGCUGGCGGUAAAUGCCAGACGUCGUCUCAGAAGGUGCAGAGACAGCAACAACAACAAGUUGAGACGGCUCCUCAGAGCCAAGCGCAGCCCCAGACCUCAGCCAACAACUCCAGCACUCGCUACCAGACCAGACAGUCUGUCAAAGCUGUUCAACACAAAGAGCCCUCACCUGUUAACAUGGGCUCAGGUACGUCCACUUCCUGUCUGGCUGGGGACUUCCUCACCCCUCCGGCCUCCGCUGAUGUCGCCGCUGACAUCGCCAAGUACACCACUAAGAUGAUGGAUGUGAUCAAGGGAACGAUGACGGAGAUAUACAAUGAUCUCUCUAAGAGCACGACGGGGAACACCAUUGCAGAGAUCCGGCGGUUGCGGAUUGAGAUUGAGAAACUCCAGUGGCUGCAUCAGCAGGAGCUGUCAGAGAUGAAACAUAACCUCGAGCUGACCAUGGCUGAGAUGAGGCAGAGUCUGGAGCAGGAGAGAGAGCGGCUGGUGUCAGAGGUGAAGAAACAGAUGGAGAUGGAGAAACAGCAGGCGGUGGACGAGACCAAGAAGAAGCAGUGGUGUGCCAACUGCAAGAAAGAGGCCAUCUUCUACUGCUGCUGGAACACAAGUUACUGUGACUACCCCUGCCAGCAGGCACACUGGCCCGAACACAUGAAAUCCUGCACCCAGUCAGAGUGUGCCACUUUUACCAAAAGACUAGAAGAGAGAAGAAAUGACAGGGAUCAAGAAGUCUUACAGGCCAGAUUCAAACUUUUAUUGCCCAAAUUAGCACCAAAGCUCAGUGUGCCAGUAUGUACCAAAUGCAAGACCACAACUCUGAAUGGCUAUGUUCAGAAUAGGAAAUGUGUAUACUAAAGUGUGUAUACUGUGCACAGUAUGCGAUUUUUGUAAACGUGGAAUAUAUUUGAAUAUAUUAUAUACAUAUUGUGGUACACAGGCUUUCAAGAUCAAUGACAGCUGAUCAACAAUUUCAGCAGUAGACUAGACGGGGGUGGGUUAAAUUCGGAGCAAAUUUCCCUACACGGAUCAGUAAACGUAAUCCACCAAUACAUGUUUCACUGUGAACAUCAUGUCAUUUUAAAAUGAUGAUGUGCCCACAGCAGCAAAACCGUACACAUGCUGGAAAUCCAACCACCACGUACACUUCCAUAACAAUGUGCAUGAAUCAAUACUCCUCGAAUAUUAAAGCACUCACCUGUCACUUGGAAAUAAAGUCAUUCCAUGUCCCUUUACUCGUAUUAAAAAGUAAACCUGGCCUUAUAACUAGUUUUGCUCGGUGCUAGAUGUUAGUCACUCAUACAUACAAUCUUUUAAAUGGUGCACAAAACCUUUGUUAGCGAAUUCAGUUUGAGUAGUUUAUCCUUUCUCAGUUAUUCCUCUUUUGUCUGCAAAAGAGCGCCUUGAAAAAGGCAUUCAGUAGAUCAACAACAAGAUCUGAUGUAGGUGACUGCGGCUGUCAUUUUCUUUUCGUUUAAUGUCACUUUCAUACCUGGGAAAUUCCUAACUAAACGCAUUUAAUGCAAUUGCCAAAUUGGGGUAUAUUAACACUGUAACCAGGUUGUUUUUCAUGUCUGCUGGUUGAAUCGACCUCAAUAAGGUGACAUUUAGCCCCUGGAAUGUGAAUUUUAACGGGGGACACCUCGAAACGUGAUUGGAAUGGGUUUUGUUAAAAAAAACGUGCUGUCAUUGAACAUUUGAUCAGGCAGUAUGCAGUGUACACAAGUGUGUUGUAAGAUAGCAUUCCAUUCUGAACAUAGCCACUCUCAGUUUCCUUUUGCAUUUAUUUCUGAAAAGCAAUUGUGUUAAUAAUUUUCUCUCUUUUUUUAUCA
This is a messenger RNA of Carassius auratus (goldfish), 4913 nucleotides long. RefSeq names its product protein kinase C-binding protein 1-like. The transcript is spliced from 20 exons. The record is from RefSeq and is a predicted model, not a curated record. Gene Ontology annotation, molecular function: transcription corepressor activity; protein binding. Gene Ontology annotation, biological process: regulation of DNA-templated transcription. Bases 544 to 3939 code for a protein of 1131 amino acids. NCBI's taxonomy places the organism in Eukaryota, Metazoa, Chordata, Actinopteri, Cypriniformes, Cyprinidae. Gene Ontology annotation, cellular component: cytoplasm; nucleus.